AAGUAAAUAAAAGAUUUUGACUUUUAAAAAGAAAAAGUUGUUGUUCUGGUUUCACUUCUGGUUUAGCCAGCCAUAAAGCUCGAAGAAACUACCUAUAGAACACAAAAAACUGUUGACAACUGAGGGCAUGUUUAUCGUCAGCUGUUAGGCUGGGAUCUUAUGAUUAAUGGCAUUAAAAACAAAAAGGAAAACAUGAAUUAAGCGAAGACUCAUCCUUUAAUUAAGGGAGCGAAGGCACGUCCCUUGCGAGCCACGUGUCUAUUAUUCAUUCGACCAAACCGAAGUGGGUCUGUAGGUUUCGUAUCUUUUCUUCUUUUCCUUCUUUCUCUCUUCCUUCGCUCCUCUCUUCGCCGACCCAAAAGGCGAUUUCUCUUCUUCUCGGGGUUCUCCUCCACGAAACGUCGUCCCCUCACGGUGGCUCUUGUCGAUGAUGGAAAUCGGCGUCCUCUCUAUCGGUUUCUCUCCUCGACCAAAGAAAACGGCGAGAUCUAUCUCGUGUUGGCUGUCGGAGACGAAGGAGAACGGUGACUUUUUCAAGCGAAUCGAAAGAUCGAGUGAUCAAGAGGCAUGAUCCAGGAUAAACCUUUCUCUUUGUCAGACGAAAACCCCAAGAUUUUUGACAAAGAUGGCAAGAUCAAGAGGCAUGCUCAAGGUUAAGGAAGGAUGAAGAAAGCAGAGAGUGAUGGUUUCUCGGUCACCGUUGCAUUGUCUUGUGAUAGUGGGCGAAACACAUACCCAUUGUUGAUAGAGGUGAGCGAGUAUGUCGGAGGCAAGAGAGAGAGGUGAAGUGGUGAAGAAGAGAAAGUGUGAGGUCUGUGAUUUUAGAAGAACACGCGAGAGAGGUGAAGUGGUGAAAGCACGAGAGUGGGCUGUCUGUGUAGUCACGAGAAAUGUAUGUCUGUGUGUGUCACGUUAAAUGUUUUUGUCCUUGGAGUCUUGUCUGUGUGUGUCACGAGUCUGAGUUGUUGUUGUUGUCUAUGUGUGUCACGAGUCUGAGUUGUUGUUGUUGUUGUUGUCCGUGUGUGUCACGAGGUCACAAGAUUGUGUAAAAGAACACUUAUAAAUUGGUUUGUAUUCUCACCAUAAUCUCAUGCUCUUCUCUCCAUUUGCUUUUUACUAUAAUCUCAUGUACUUCUCUCCAAAACGAUUCUCACCAUUCUCUUCUUUCAUAAGAAAACAAUUAUAUCUUGUAACCAAGAAUCUCUUUUUUGAUAAGAAAAGUUUUCCAUCUCUUCUUUCCCGGGAAAAUAAAUUCAAUCUUGUAACCCCAAAAAAUUUCCAUCACUUAUUUCACAGAAGAAAAUAUAUAUAUUAUCAUCUCAUAGCAUCUUCUUCUCAAAACAAUUUCGAAGAGUCAAUUGACGAAACUUUCGAUCAAUAUUUUGAUCAACAUUUUGAUCAAACAUUUCAGAAUCUGUUCAAUGAUCAAGGUGAUCAAGAAGAUGAAAGGAGGACAAGAAAAAAAACAAGUUUUUAUCGAACGAAACCGUGAAGAAGGACAUCUCGAGUUAUGGAAUGAUUAUUUCAGUGACACUCCCACAUAUCCUGAAAAUCUAUUCAGAUGACGAUUUCGAAUGAACAAGCCAUUGUUCAUGCGUAUUGUUGAUCGCCCCUCCAAUGAAGUUCAAUUCUUUCGUCAAAAGCAAGACGUUACCGGAAGACUUGGUCUAUCUGCACUUCAAAAGUGUACAGCAGCUAUUCGUGUGUUGGCAUAUGGUUCUGCGCUUGAUGCGGUCGACGAAUACCUCCGGCUCGGUGCAACCACAGCUCGGUUAUGGGUGGAAAACUUUUUGGAAGCAAUAAUAAAUUUGUUCGGAGAUGAGUACCUAAGAAGACCAACACCGGCUGAUCUUCAGCGUCUUCUUCAUAUUGGAGAGCUUCGUGGAUUUCCCGGGAUGAUAGGAAGCAUCGAUUGUAUAUAUUGGGAGUGGAAGAAUUGUCCCACGGCUUGGAAAGGCCAAUAUUCUCGUGGUUCGGGAAAACCCACAAUCGUUUUAGAUGCGGUUGCUUCAUAUGAUUUCUGGAUAUGGCAUGCGUUUUUUGGACCUCCAGGUACCUUAAAUGAUAUUAAUGUUCUUGAUCGCUCACCGGUUUUUGAUGACAUAAUAAAUGGUCGAGCCCCGCAAGUGAAUUUCUCGGUCAACGGAAGAGAGUACCAUUUGGCUUACUAUCUCACCGAUGGUAUUUAUCCAAAAUGGACAACUUUUAUCCAAUCUAUUUCAAUUCCACAAGGGCCAAAAGCAGUUUUAUUUGCGCAACGUCAAGAAGCUGUCCGAAAAGAUGUCGAGCGGGCUUUCGGAGUUUUGCAAGCUCGAUUUGCCAUUGUUAAAAAUCUGGCACUUUGUUGGGAUAAAGUCAAGAUUGGGAAGAUUAUGAGAGCAUGCAUCAUACUCCAUAAUAUGAUAGUAGAAGACGAACGAGAUGAAUACACUGAAUAUGAUGUCUCAGAUUUCCAACAAGGAGAAGGGAGCGGAAGUUCACAUGUUGAUCUCACCUAUUCUACAGAUAUCCCUACUAAUAUCGCCAACCAGAUGGGUGUUCGAACAAAAAUUCGUGAUAGACAAGCGCAUGAACAACUAAAAGGUGAUUUGGUUGAACAUAUAUGGCGUAAAUUCGGAAGUGAUCAAGACAACAACUGAACUUCGAUGCCGCUUUGAAAUUAUUAUCGUUUAUUUCCGUAAUAUUUGUUUUUAUGUUUUUAUGUUUCUAUUUUAAAAUCUAUGUUUAAAAUGUUAAGUUUGACUUUGUUUUAUUUAAUAAAUAAAUUUAAUUUUUGUUUAAAA
Molecule: messenger RNA, 2783 nt
Organism: Brassica napus (rape)
Lineage: Eukaryota; Viridiplantae; Streptophyta; Magnoliopsida; Brassicales; Brassicaceae
Exons: 4
Coding region: 1575-2639 (354 amino acids)
Source: RefSeq, a predicted model, not a curated record